Triticum turgidum subsp. durum (durum wheat) is the source of this 3819-nucleotide messenger RNA. The record is from the annotation of a GenBank genome assembly. NCBI's taxonomy places the organism in Eukaryota, Viridiplantae, Streptophyta, Magnoliopsida, Poales, Poaceae.
AUGGCGACGCCCACGCCCAUGGCAGGCGAGGGGACGCUCGCCGCGGUGAUGCCGCUGUUGCCGCCCCCGCCACCGGCGGCGGAGGCGGCCGCGGGGUCGGCGGCCGAGGCGCCGAUGCUGAUAUUCCUCUACUUCCACAAGGCGAUCCGCGCCGAGCUCGAGAGCCUGCACGGCGCCGCCGUGCGCCUCGCCACGGAGCGCGCCGGCGACGUGGGGGCACUGGCCGAGCGCUGCCGCUUCUUCGUCAACAUCUACAAGCACCACUGCGACGCCGAGGACGCGGUUAUCUUUCCAGCACUUGAUAUACGAGUCAAGAAUGUCGCUGGAACGUAUUCUCUAGAGCAUAAAGGCGAAAAUGACCUCUUUACCCAGCUUCUUGCUUUAUUACAACUCGAUAUUCAAAAUGACGAUGCUCUUCGGAGGGAACUUGCAUCCUGCACAGGAGCCAUACAAACGGUCUUCCCAUUGCUUACCAAGAAAUUUUCAUACGAAGAGCAGUCAGAUUUAGUAUGGCAGUUCUUAUGCAACAUUCCUGUAAAUAUGCUGGCAGAGUUCCUUCCGUGGCUCUCAGCUUCUGUUUCAUCUGACGAGCAUCAGGAUAUUCGUAACUGUUUAUGUAAAAUAGUUCCUGAAGAGAAACUUCUUAAACAGGUUGUAUUCACUUGGAUCGAAGGGAAAGCAACAAGAGAAGUGGCACAGAGUGUUGUCAGUGAUAAUUUGGAAAGAAGUCAUUGUUGCAAGGAUGCUUCCUUUGUUAAUCAAGCGGAGAAACUUAUUUAUCCACUUGAACAGUCUAAAGUUGGGCAUAUAAAGUAUACAGAAUCUAAUGAUUGUCAGGCUGACAGGCACCCCAUAGAUGAGAUUUUAUAUUGGCAUAAUGCUAUCCGUAAAGAAUUAAAUGAUAUAGCAGAGGAGACAAGAAGGAUGCAGCAGUCUGGAGAUUUUGCUGAUAUAUCAGCCUUCAAUGCGAGACUUCAGUUUAUUGCAGAUGUGUGCAUCUUCCACAGUAUCGCCGAGGAUCAGGUUGUAUUUCCUGCAGUCAAUAGUGAGCUGUCCUUCGUGCUGGAGCAUGCUGAAGAAGAGCGUCGAUUUAACAAUUUUAGAUGCUUAAUUCAGCAAAUCCAAAUGGCAGGAGCAAAAUCAACUGCAGCAGAGUUUUACUCUGAAUUGUGUUCACAUGCUGAUCAGAUAAUGGAGGCAAUUGAGAAACACUUCUGUAACGAAGAAACCAAGGUGCUUCCCCAAGCUAGGGUUCUUUUCUCUCCUGAGAAGCAAAGGGAACUUCUAUAUAGAAGUCUUUGUGUCAUGCCAUUGAAGCUAUUGGAACGUGUUCUACCAUGGUUGGUGUCAAAACUGAGCGAUGAGGAGGCAUCUUCUUUUCUUCAGAAUAUGCGCUUGGCAGCACCAUCAUCUGACACCGCAUUGGUCACUCUUUUCUCUGGUUGGGCAUGCAAGGCUCGCUCAGAGGAUAAAUCCAAUUCUGGAGAAUAUAUAUGCUUAACAUCAGGGGCAGCAAGAUGCCUGUUGGAUGAUGUAGAAGAGCUGAAAAAGUGUCAAUCAUUCUGCCCAUGUGCUUCACGUAUCAGUGCAGAUGUUGCUCUUCAUCUGGAAAAUGAAAAUGGUUCUAGGCCAGGCAAGCGAGGAAAUGAUGCAGAAUCUGUUCCUGGUACUAAUGGAAGUCACUGCUCUCAAAUUACUGACACUGUAGCAAGUCCAUGUAGCAAAAAACCUUGUUGUAUUCCUGGGUUGAGAGUAGACACGAGCAAUCUUGGCAUCGGUUCACUGGCUUCUGCAAAGUCCUUUCUCUCCCUGUCAUACAAUUCUUCUGCGCCCUCAUUAUAUUCAAGCCUUUUUUCAUGGGACACAGAUACAGCAUUGUCUUGUUCCGAUGGCAUCUCAAGACCAAUUGAUACCAUAUUCAAAUUUCACAAGGCAAUUCGCAAGGAUUUGGAGUACUUAGAUGUUGAAUCUGGAAAGCUCAUCGAUGGUGAUGAAUCUUGCCUUCGCCAGUUCAUUGGAAGAUUUCGUUUAUUGUGGGGUCUUUAUAGGGCGCACAGCAACGCUGAGGAUGAAAUCGUGUUUCCUGCUUUAGAAUCAAGAGAGCCAUUGCACAAUGUGAGCCAUUCAUACACUCUUGACCACAAGCAGGAAGAGCAAUUGUUUGAAGAUAUAUCUAAUGUUCUCUGUGAGCUUUCACAGCUACAUGAGAGCCUGAACCAGCCACAUACUGAAGCGAAUGAAGCAGAGAAACACUAUUUGAAUUCAUGUAAUGUGAUUGAUUCGACUAGAAAGUACAAUGAGCUUGCUACGAAGCUUCAAGGAAUGUGCAAGUCUAUCCGGGUUGCCUUGUCUAAUCAUGUCCACAGAGAAGAACUUGAGCUGUGGCCAUUGUUUGAUAAACAUUUUUCGGUGGAGGAACAGGAUAAGCUUGUAGGUCGUAUAAUUGGUACAACAGGUGCUGAGGUUCUCCAAUCAAUGCUACCUUGGGUUACAUCAGCGCUUAAUCAAGAAGAACAGAACAAGAUGCUGGAUACAUGGAAGCAAGCAACUAAGAAUACAAUGUUUGGUGAGUGGCUAAAUGAGUGGUGGAAGGGAGUUCCAACACCAUCUGAUUCUUCGUCAGAGGCAUCCCCCAUUCCGGAAGACAGUCAUUCACAAGACAAGCUUGACCAGAAUGACCAGAUGUUCAAGCCUGGCUGGAAGGACAUAUUUCGAAUGAACCAGAGUGAACUUGAGGCAGAGGUUCGAAAGGUUUCACGGGAUCCAACACUUGAUCCAAGGCGAAAGGCCUAUCUAAUCCAAAAUCUCAUGACCAGCCGCUGGAUAGCUGCUCAGCAAAAGCUACCGGAUCCAAGAUCAGAAGAGUGUAGUGAAGGUGCCGGUAUACCUGGAUGUUGUUCUUCUUAUCGUGACCAGGAGAAGCAAAUAUUCGGUUGUGAGCACUACAAACGGAACUGUAAGCUUGUUGCCGCUUGCUGUAACAAGCUGUUUACAUGCAGAUUCUGCCAUGAUAAAGUUAGCGACCAUACAAUGGAAAGGAAAGCAACACAGGAGAUGAUGUGCAUGGUAUGCCUGAAGGUUCAACCUGUCGGUCCGAAUUGCCAAACUCCAUCUUGCAAUGGACUAUCCAUGGCAAAGUAUUACUGUAAUAUCUGCAAAUUUUUUGAUGACGAAAGGACUGUCUACCAUUGUCCGUUUUGUAAUCUGUGUCGUCUUGGUAAAGGUCUUGGUGUUGAUUUCUUCCAUUGCAUGAAGUGCAAUUGCUGCCUUGGAAUGAAACUAACAGAACACAAAUGUCGGGAGAAGGGGCUAGAGACAAACUGUCCAAUUUGCUGUGACUUCCUAUUCACAUCAAGCGCGGCAGUUAGAGCUCUUCCUUGUGGUCACUUCAUGCAUUCAGCUUGCUUUCAGGCAUACACUUGCAGUCACUACACUUGUCCUAUCUGCUGCAAAUCCUUGGGAGAUAUGGCGGUGUACUUUGGCAUGCUUGAUGCGUUGUUGGCUGCUGAAGAGCUUCCCGAGGAAUACCGCGAUAGGUGUCAGGUAUUCACGUUCUGUUCUUGUUUCAUUAUUUUCAUAUGCUGUUGUAUUUAUGUUCUGUUGCAUUAUUCAUGCAGGACAUUCUUUGUAAUGACUGUGAAAGAAAAGGGAGAUCUCAGUUUCAUUGGCUGUACCACAAAUGCGGCUCCUGUGGUUCUUACAAUACCAGAGUUAUCAAAACUGAUACGGCAGAUUGUUCUACCCCAAACUAGCGAGGGGAAUAUUCUUUCUUUUUUAGUUUUUGUCUCUGUAAAUAUAGUCUUACAGAACCUUGUGUAG